Dryobates pubescens (Downy woodpecker) is the source of this 4764-nucleotide messenger RNA. It is a transcript of the gene INPP4A, whose product is annotated as inositol polyphosphate-4-phosphatase type I A. Gene Ontology annotation, cellular component: cytoplasm. The record is from RefSeq and is a predicted model, not a curated record. NCBI's taxonomy places the organism in Eukaryota, Metazoa, Chordata, Aves, Piciformes, Picidae. The transcript has 26 exons. Bases 430 to 3339 code for a protein of 969 amino acids. Gene Ontology annotation, molecular function: phosphatidylinositol-3,4-bisphosphate 4-phosphatase activity.
AACGAGCAAGAGGAAGCCCUGAAACUUAAACUCCUCCUGCAGCUCUGCAUCUGCUCUGAGUCACUGGUAUGACUCACACUGACAGCGUUCACGUUUGCUAGCGUUCGGAUGGAGCAGGUCUGGCAACAGAAGAAGCAGGUUAGAUUGUUGAUUACCUGCUGCAGCAGCAAACAGUUGCGUCAAGAUGGAUUUUUAUGAGCACAGAUGAAACAGAGGAGGCUCCACCAAGCACAAUUAUUAUUGUUUUCUUAAGAUGUGGACUUAACUGGUGUUAAAAUAUGCAGAAUCCCUCCAGCCAUGAGGAAAAGAGCCCUCUUCUGGUAACGUUAGAGGAAUAACAAUUGGAGACAGCCCGCUGCACUCUGCUGCUCUGCAAGGCAAACAUCAUUAAAGUCAAGCAGCAGGAAAAGAAGGGUUCUUCAUGACAAAAUGACAGCAAGAGAACACAGUCCCCGCCAUGGUGCAAAAUCCCGCACCGUGCAACGGGCCUCCACCAUUGAUGUCACCUCUGACAUGCUAGGCCUUUCUCUAACAGGAAACAUUCAGGAUCCAGAUGAGCCAAUUUUAGAGUUCAGUUUAGCUUGCAGCGAGCUGCUAACUCCAUCGCUAGACAGAAAACCAAAUAGUUUUGUAGCAGUGAGUGUAACUACACCUCCUCAGGCAUUCUGGACAAAGCAUGCACAGACAGAAAUUAUUGAGGGAACAAGUAAUCCUAUCUUUCUAAGCAGCAUUGCCUUUUUCCAAGACUCUCUUAUCAAUCAAAUGACACAAAUCAAACUCUCUGUGUAUGAUGUCAAAGACAGAUCUCAGGGAACAAUGUAUUUGUUGGGUUCUGGGACGUUCACUGUUAAAGAGCUUCUUCAGGACAGACAUCACAGGCUGCACUUAACACUAAGGUCCACCUCCAAAAAAAUCUCAACGCAGAGUGUUUGUUGCAGGUCGGCUGAAAGUGAUCGUGUAGGUAACAUUACAGUUAUUGGAUGGCAAAUGGAGGAAAAAUCUGAUGAAAGGCCUCCAGUGACAAGGUCACCUGAUACAAUUAAUGGAAGAACUGUGUUGCCAGUUGACGAAAGUUUAACAGAAUCCUUAGGAAUGAGAUCCAAAUAUGCUUCAUUACGGAAAGACGCACUACUGAAAUCUGUGUUUGGUGGUGCCAUUUGCCGAAUGUAUCGUUUCCCAACCACUGAUGGAAACCACCUGAGAAUCUUGGAGCAGAUGGCUGAGAGCAUCCUGUCACUGCACAUUCCUAGGCAAUUUGUGAAGCUGCUUCUAGAAGAAGAUGCAGCAAGGGUUUGUGAGCUAGAAGAAUUGGGAGAAUUGUCUCCUUGUUGGGAAAGCCUUCGUCGACAAAUAGUUUCUCAGUACCAAACAAUUAUUUUAACUUACCAGGAAAAUCUAAGUGAUCUGCACCAGUAUAAAGGUCCUUCAUUUAAAGCCAGUAGCUUGAAAGCUGAUAAAAAAUUGGAAUUUGUUCCUACAAAUUUACAUAUACAGAGAAUGAGAGUCCAGGAUGAUGGAGGAUCAGAUCAGAACUACGACAUAGUCACCAUAGGAGCACCAGCAGCUCAUUGUCAAGGCUUUAAAUCAGGUGGCUUGCGGAAAAAGCUGCAUAAAUUUGAAGAGGCAAAGAAACACAGUUAUGAGGAGUGUUGCACUUCAACAAGUUCCCAGUCUAUAAUAUACAUCCCCCAGGACAUUGUUAGAGCAAAGGAAAUUAUUGCACAAAUCAACACCCUGAAAACGCAAGUCAGUUACUAUGCAGAAAGGCUCUCAAGAGCUGCCAAGGAUAGAUCAGCUAAUGGUCUCGAAAGAACACUAGCCAUCUUGGCAGACAAGACCCGACAACUAGUCACAGUCUGUGACUGCAAGCUGUUGGCAAAUUCAAUACACGGACUGAAUGCUGCAAGGCCAGACUAUAUAGCUUCAAAAGCAUCUCCAACCUCUGGGGAAGGGGAGCAAGUGAUGCUGAGGAAUGAUCAAGAUACACUUGUGGCCAGAUGGACAGGAAGAAAUAGCCGGUCUUCGCUGCAGGUGGAUUGGCAUGAAGAGGAAUGGGAGAAAGUUUGGCUGAAUGUUGACAAAAGUCUGGAGUGUAUUAUACAGAGAGUGGACAAACUUCUCCAAAAGGAGCGCCUUCAAGCUGACAGCUGUGAAGAUGUUUUCCAGUGUGACACCAGCAGUACUAGUAAGAAAGAUUGCAGCCCUCCUCCGGAAGAAUCUGGCCCAGGCGAAUGGAGUGAAGCUCUUUAUCCCUUGCUGACGACGCUCACAGACUGCGUAGCCAUGAUGAGUGACAAGGCAAAGAAAGCCAUGGUCUUUUUAUUAAUGCAGGACAGUGCUCCAACAAUAGGGCUCUGCCUCAGCCUUCAGUAUCGCAGGGAUGUUGUCUUCUGCCAAACUCUGACAGCUCUCAUUUGUGGUUUCAUUAUCAAGCUGAGGAACUGCCUGCAUGAUGAUGGAUUUCUAAGGCAACUCUACACCAUUGGCUUGCUUGCACAGUUUGAGAGCCUGCUGAGCACUUACGGUGAGGAGCUGGCAAUGCUGGAGGACAUGAGCUUGGGAAUCAUGGACUUGAGGAAUGUAACCUUUAAAGUAACUCAGGCCACAUCAAAUACAUCUACUGACAUGCUGCCAGUCAUCACUGGAAAUCGUGAUGGAUUUAAUGUGAGGAUCCCUUUGCCAAGCGCCUUGUUUGAUUUGUUGCCACGAGAGAUUCAAAGUGGCAUGUUACUGAGGGUUCAGCCUGUUCUUUUCAAUGUGGGAAUCAAUGAGCAGCAAACCCUCGCAGAGAAGUUUGGAGACACCUCACUGCAAGAAAUAAUUAACAUGGAAAGCUUAGUUCGGUUGAAUUCAUAUUUUGAGCAGUUCAAGGAAGUUUUGCCUGAUGAUUGUCUACCUCGAUCUCGUAGUCAGACGUGCCUGCCUGAACUGUUAAGAUUUCUGGGACAGAAUGUACAUGCAAGGAAAAAUAAGAAUGUUGAUAUCCUUUGGCAAGCUGCUGAGGUAUGCCGCAGACUAAAUGGUGUUCGAUUUACAAGCUGUAAAAGUGCCAAGGAUAGGACUGCCAUGUCAGUCACCCUAGAGCAGUGUUUGAUCCUGCAGCAUGAACAUGGAAUGGCUCCACAGGUCUUCACCCAAGCUCUGGAGUGUAUGAGGAGCAUUGGAACACGGGAAAUAGUCACCCAGAAGAACUUGAGUGGCUUGGUGCCCAUCCGAGAUUUCAGACUAGAUCCCAGCCUCCUCUACUCUAUUCCCUUAUUGGCUCUCAGCCCCAAUUUACUGAUUGUGUGGCUGUUUCUGAGCAUAGCAUACCUGGUGGCCAGAUUACGUUGCAAGUGAAGAUAAGAGUAAAAAAAUGCAGAAGCAAAAAAAGUGCUUGAAUGUAUAUUGCCACUUGGUACCUGCUGGACAAAGGAAUGUGUCAUAGCAUUGUCUGCCAGGAAUUAUUAUUAUGCCUUACAAUUUUACGUUUCUAUUGUACUAAACUGUAAAUAUAUAUCAAAUUAAUUGAUCAGAAAGUAUUGUAUCGGAACUUUAAAUUAUUGUUCUGCUUUCAGUGCUUGUAACAUAGUCUGACAUUGGCCUGUUACCUCGUUACUUUAGCCGGCCUGAAGAUCUCUUACCAAGUACAGUUUUGUGUUACUUGUUUCAUGUAUUCCAGAGAAAGGAACUCUGCCUGGAAAGAAUUUGUAUCUUUUUGUAUAUUUAAGCUGUAUGCUAAACUUGCCUUUCAUUUUUACAAGGUAUGAAGAUACAAAUAUAAACAUGGGUGGGGUUUAUAAGAAAUCAUUUGACAUUUAUUUAAAGAAAUAAACAAAUUUCUACCUUCAUUUCAAAGCAUUAUAUCCAAAUCACAUUGCUGAGCAAUUUGUAGAACCAUACUCCUCCUGUUCCUUUCUCAUGGUUAAGUAUUUUCUAAUAGACUAGUGUACCCACAGAAUACACAACUUGUGGUGCACUGCAUGCAGAAUUAUUUGACUCUAUUUGUAGAUCUACAUUUUGUAAUAUAUUGAAGAUAGAGAAUGACUUGUGGUUAGGAAGAGGAUGUAAUUUGCAUUACCCUGCUAAUGAUCCGUAUCUGUUUCAGGUGCUCUGUUACAGAACUUAUUCUGAAACAGGGUCAUUAUCAUCCUAGAAGUUAAAGAUACUGGCCUUUCAGUAAGAAAGACAAAGUUCAGGCAAGAAGAGGGAAGGUAUCGGCUAGCUCAGUAGGUGCAUUUGAGGUUUUCCAUUGGGUUUUGCUUUAAUCACACUAGAAUAAUACUACUACUGUUAUUUCCAUUUUUAGGUGUUGGACAGCUUUAAUAAAUUGUAGUGUUGAUAGUGACUUAGACAUAAAUGAACAAUGGCAAGUUAGCAUUUAAGUCAUGCAGAAUAACUGCAGAUGAAAUUUGGCCAUCAUUUAUCUGUAAUAACAAACUGGGAGAUGCCUAUUUAAACUCUUGAUACAGUGGUCUGACAGAGCAUGUCAAUAGCAAUAGCUGAUCAAAAAACUUAACCUCAUUUAAUGUAGUUUGCUAAAUUCAUGAAGGGACUUACUUUACUUGGUGCCUGAGAUGACAGAAAAUUGGGCUUCUGAGGAGAGCUCUUGAAGUACUGUGAUUUCUAUUUUCUACUAUUAUUAACUUGCUCAACAAACAUAGGUAGCAAUAGCUUUUAUUAUCAACUUGAAAGUUGGAGUUUGAAAGCUUGUGAGACAGGUAAGCUUAAAAGAAAAACACAGAAUAAAAAUUAAAAUAAAAUCCUAAAUUUGGUGAAUAUUCU